Pygoscelis adeliae (Adelie penguin) is the source of this 1876-nucleotide messenger RNA. RefSeq names its product transmembrane protein 9 (gene TMEM9). The coding region runs from base 179 to 769 and encodes 196 amino acids. The record is from RefSeq and is a predicted model, not a curated record. The transcript is spliced from 7 exons. Gene Ontology annotation, cellular component: lysosomal membrane. NCBI's taxonomy places the organism in Eukaryota, Metazoa, Chordata, Aves, Sphenisciformes, Spheniscidae.
GCACAGACCCCGGGCUGGGGCGGGGGUGGGCAGCGGGUCGGAGCCGUCGUAGAUUUAGUCUUAGGAGGGCUCCGGGUGGCGUUAAAGCGCCGUUGGAUUUUGGUCCAGGUACAGAUGCUUUUAGACAGAUGGCUGCUGUAAGCUUGGCUGAUUGCCUGGAAAACAACAGCUUUAAGGCAUGUGUGCUUCCAUGAUGUUUGCCCAGUGCACCCGGAAGUAUGCGAGCUCCGUGCUGCUGAUCGCGCUGCUCUGCUGCAUCCUUUCUCCUCCAGCACAAGCCAGCAAGAGCUCGGAGGACAUCCGCUGCAAGUGCAUCUGUCCCCCGUACCGGAACAUCAGUGGGCAUAUUUACAACAAGAAUGUGUCGCAGAAGGACUGCAACUGCCUGCAUGUUGUGGAGCCAAUGCCGGUGCCAGGGAAUGAUGUGGAGGCCUACUGCCUGCUGUGUGAAUGCAAGUAUGAGGAGCGCAGCACCACCACCAUCAAGGUGAUCAUCAUCAUUUACUUGUCUGUGGUGGGGGCACUGCUGCUUUACAUGGCUUUCCUUGUGCUGGUGGACCCUCUGAUCCGGAAGCCAGAUGCUUAUACACAGCCCCUGCACAAUGAGGAGGAGAAUGAGGAUGCUCGCUCCUUGGCCGCAGCCCCUACCCCGUCUGGCGCUAGAGCCAACACGGUGCUGGAGAGGGUGGAGGGGGCUCAGCAGCGCUGGAAGCGCCAGGUGCAGGAGCAGAGGAAGACAGUUUUUGACCGCCACAAGAUGCUGAGCUAGACCUUUGCCGAGCUAUGCGGCACCACUUCCAAGAGACAGGGUAGCUCUGCUGGUCAAGACAGACAGCAAGUCAUCCUUCAGGACAUCCGUGGUGUUUGACUGAAAGCUCUAACCCUCUCUGAUUUACCGUCUUCAUAGAGAGAAGCAGACCAAAAUGCUUGCCUCUGGUUUAGUCCCCUUGCCCUCUACCUCUCAGCCCAGAGGCUCCUUAACCCUUGCCCGGCUGAGAUCUGCGCUGAUCGUUAGCCCCGUGGCUGCAUGUAAAUAGUCGGUCAUGUGCAGCGCUGCUGCCCUGCUUCACGGGCUGACUCGGGCAGGGGCUGCAGCUCCAGUGCACUGUGCUGGACCCUGCGGGCACCGCUUGCUGGGACUGAAGUCUCCAUCAGCCCACCCCUGCAUCGGAGACAGGGGUCUCGGUACGGAGUGUUGCAAGCUGGCUGAGUCUUCCUGGGAUAAAAAUAGCAGGAUAAUUUUCAUGUGGCGCUCCUCCAGGAUGAAGAAGCCGCCGCCUCCUCCUCCUCCAGUUUGCACCGAUCCUAAUUGGGCGUCGUGGUGCUGAGACAAGCGCAUUGCACUGGAAGGAGGAGGAGGGGGGUCCCUGCCAGUGGUCAGCUGCUGCUUGCACUUACCCUGGUGUAAACCGAGUGGAUUUCCACUCUAUUCAGUGGAGUCUGUCCAGAUUUACACCAGCAUAACUGAGACUGCAGCUUGUUUCUGUGUAGGUGAAUAUCACGACUGAUUAGUACAUUCACAAGUAAGAGACCAACAGGUAAAAGGUUGAUUUACAUUUAUCUCUUUUCCUGCUUUGUACCCAUGUUAGUAACCCUUGACGCUCUCACAGUGCGGUCAGGGGCAUUUGUGUCCAAGAGAACUGGGGCAAAGGCGUUACUGGAGCACUGUAAACACUUGGCUGGGUCUUGGGGCCCUGGAAAAGGGACACUUGUGCUACUCGAAACACUCCGAGAGCUCUGACUGUACUUGGGCUGCGUGGAGGAAACUGAAGUGAUUCGGCAAUGUGUAUAUCGAUCCCACUGACAACAUUGAUAAUGUCAGGAAGCGGCUGGAGUUUAUCAUGUAGCAUCUCUGUAUUAAAUGCAGACAAAGAUC